UAGUUUAGGUGGAAUCUGUGCAGUUAUGUGAUCUAUAACCAUUGAGUAACUAUACUUACUAGUAUAGUUACUCAAUGCUAUAACCGAACAAGUGCGUUUAUGAAACACAUGUAUAGUCAAGUAUGCGAUUAUUGUGUAUUUCGAAGGUGGCAUACAGCGCUGGAAAAGUCAACUUCCAGAGCGGGCGUUGUAAAAAUAACUAUAAAAUAGCAAUAAAAACUCAUUUACUGCCAUUACAAAACAGCUUUAUUGUAAAAUAUCGAUUACAUUAGAAGGAUGUGUUUGCAUUCAUCAGCAGUUUUACUGCAUAGUUCCUAAAGGAUCUGGUUGGGAUUCAUCGAGGCAAUGACUAAGGGUUUAUCUAAUUAUCUCAGCCUAUAAUUAUUCAUGGCCUAUUCCAAAUCUCUUACGUACUUAUUCGAGAGGGAUUGGACAUUGAUAUUCUGAAGACCAUAAAGUUGAGAAAGAGGAAUCAUUUAAAAUUUUAGCGUAUACGAGGUAAGCAUACGGUGCACGGAUCAAAUAGGGAUCAAAUCGUACGAGAUGGCGGUGAUUGGUUCGAUGAAAUGCCGACGGCCAAUGCCAUUCCUUCAGUAUCCUAGCGUGCAUAUGGCGUCAAGCCUUUCCCGCGUUGUUGUUAUUCCUCAAUUUUCUGUUAAUAAACAACGAACAGUGUUGAUUAAUUUAUUGCAUUGUGCUCUUGGUAUCUAUCAAUCUUUGCACAAUGUACAUAAAAUCUAUGGUCAUAGAUGGUUUUAAAUCGUACGGCAAACGCGUUGAAAUAGAUGGUUUCGAUAAGGAGUUUAAUGCUAUAACAGGACUCAACGGCAGUGGGAAAUCUAACGUCCUAGACGCGAUAUGUUUCGUUCUAGGAAUCACGAAUCUAGGACAGAUUCGAGCAAAUUCGCUACAAGAUUUGGUCUACAAAUCCGGUCAGGCAGGAGUUACAAUUGCUAGUGUCACGAUAAAGUUCGAUAAUCGUGAUCCUAGUGCAUCUCCAAUGGGGUACGAGGACUACCAAGAAAUAACGGUGACUCGUCAAGUGCAAAUAGGUGGUAAAAAUAAGUACCUGAUCAACGGUAAGACCGUACAAAACAAAAGAACCCAUGAUAUGUUUUGUUCUGUACAACUGAAUGUGAAUAAUCCACACUUCUUGAUAAUGCAAGGAAGGAUCACCAAAGUUUUAAAUAUGAAACCCCAUGAGAUUUUGUCUAUGAUAGAAGAAGCUGCAGGUACUAGUUUAUACGAGCAUAAAAGACAGUUCGCACUGAAGACUAUAGAGAAAAAAGAUACAAAGCUCAAAGAAAUUGCAACGAUAAUCAAAGAGGUGUUAGAGCCUCGACUAAGAAAACUCAAAGAUCAGAGAUCGCAGUAUCUCGAUUUCCAGAGAAUAGAGAGGGAGCUAGAACAGCGACAGAGGAUUUAUAUAGCUUGGAAAUAUGUAACGAUUUUGGAGAAGAUUACAAACACAAAAGCAGAGAUUGAGAAGAUUAAAGAUGCAAUGGCUAAGAAGACACAAUGCAUUACUAAUGGAGAGCAGGAAAUUGGUGAUAUUGAAAAAUCAAUUGUCCAGAUGCAGAAAGAUAGGGAGGCAGAAGAAACAGGUGAGUUGGAGCAGGUAGAGGCUGAAUUAAAAAAGGCAGAAAAGGAGGAGCAUAUGCUUAUGGCGGAAAUAAAUGGUAAUACAGAAAAUAUAGAUGCUGAGGAGAAGUUGAUUUCUCAAUUGAACACGAAUUUAAAAGAGGACGAGGCUGCAUUUCGGCUGAAGAAAAAGGAAUUUGAAAAUAUAGGAGAAUUAUUCAAAACUCUAAAGGAAAAGUGCGAGCAAGAUACCGCGGCAUAUCUUGCCGCUCAAGAACGUUAUGAAAAAGUUAGCUCUGGUUUACUACUCAGCAAAGAUGGAGAGAAUGCAACUUUGGAGCAGCAAUUAAUGACAGAAAAACAGAACCAUGCAAAAUCUCAAACAGAAGUAAAACAGUACGAAAUGACAAUAAAACAUAGCGAAGAACAGUUAGCAAAGAAGCAGACUGAUAUGCGGAGCACUGAUAAUCAAUAUAAACAGGACAACAGAAAUUUGGAGAACAUCGAACAGGAAUUGAAGAACCUUGAAAAUGAUCUGACAAAACUCAACUAUACCGAAGGGUCAAGUGAAAAUCUUCAAGAGGAGGCAAGGCUCUUAGCUGCAAAAGUGAGGGAACUCAAGGGACAUGUGGAUAACUUGGAGGCCAGGCAUCCGCAGCUGAGAUUUCGAUACCAAGAUCCAGAACCCAACUUCAACAGGGAAUUUGUCAAAGGUCUGGUCUGCAAAUUGCUUACAGUGAAAGAUCCAGGUGCUGCAUCUGCUCUCGAAGUUGCUGCUGGGGGCCGGCUUUUCAACGUGAUAGUGGAUACGGAAAGAACGAGUAAAAUCUUGCUGCAGAAGGGGCAAUUACAACAACGAGUGACAAUAAUACCGUUGAAUAAAAUAAGCAGUAAAUCAAUGGACCCAAGAACGAUAAAAUUGGCCCAGGAUAUAGGUGGGCAGGAAAAUGUACGCCCCGCAUUAUCACUCAUAGAUUUUUCCAAUGAGCUUACACCAGCGAUGAACUCAAUAUUCGGUCAAGUUUUUGUAUGCAAAGAUAUGGAGACCGCCAUGAAAGUAACUUUUCAUGAACGGAUAAUGAAAAAAUGCGUGACCUUAGACGGGGACGUUGUAGAUCCUGCAGGAACUCUCAGCGGAGGUGCUACCUCCAAGGCUGGGUCCUUACUGAUACAACUUGCUGAGCUCAAAGCCACACAAGAUAAGCUUACACGUGCACAGAAAAGUCUUGCAGAAAUUAAUCAAACCAUUGCCAAUAGCGCUGCGGCUGCAGCCAAGUUCCAGACUUUGAAACAACAGUUUGACCUCAAAAAUCAUGAGGUUGAAUUAGUGCGUAAAAGGUUGCAGCAAACUUCACACCACAAACUUCAAGAAGAGGUAGAAGUUCUGAAGUCUACGAUAAAGGAAAUGAAACAAGCUUUAGUAGAGGCAAAGCAGUUGGAAGCAGAAAGUGGAAAAUUUGCGAAAGAAAUUGAAGAGCAGUUGAAAGACUCGGCAAAUAUUCGUCAGCGGCAAUUAAAGACUGUUGAAGCGGAGAUGAAAGAAUUGAAAAAGAGGUCAACGAACAGUAAAGACCAGUGGCAAAAGCGUGAACAAGAAUCGGAGACACUGAAUCUGGAGAUCCAGGAAUUGGAGAGAGCCAUUGAGGCUGGUAAAGAACAGAUAAACACUGCGCAAGAAAAGCUUUGCGUUCUCAAAGAGUCAAAGGUUGCAUGUGACGAAAGUUUAAAGGCUACAAAACAUAAAGUGAAACAAGUACAAGCAGAUUUGAAAGCAAAGAAAGAAAUUAUUAAUAAAAAGAAUAAAGAAAUCCAAAAACUUUUGGCUAGGAAAGAAGAAAUCGCUAAGCAGAGAACAGAGUCCGAACUGGAAAUAAUGAAAUUAAAACAUGAAAUGGCCACUAUUGAAAGUAGUGCCACUGAUAGCCAGGCUAAGAUCAAAGAGUUAUUGAAAAAAUACGAUUGGAUCGAAAAAGAUAAGGCCUAUUUCGGGAAAUCAGGUGGUAUAUACGAUUUCGAAGCAAAUGCGCCAGCAGAAAUGGGCCACAGAAUAAAACAGCUGGAAAAUGAGCACGAUAAAUUGAGUCGUAAUAUAAAUAGUCGAGCUAUGGAUCUUCUGGGUAGAGAAGAAGAGGAGUUUAAUAGCCUUAUGAAAAAAAAAAAAAUCGUUGAAAGUGACAGAAGCAAAAUACUCGAGACGAUCAAAGAACUUGACAAAAGAAAGAAGGAAAUUUUGUCCGAGGCUUGUAAACAGGUGAACAAGGAUUUUGGAUCAAUAUUCAGCAGUCUUUUGCCCGGAGCAGAUGCUAAGCUUCAGCCACCAGAUAACAAAACAUUCCUAGAUGGAUUGGAAGUAAAAAUUGGGUUUUCUGGUAUCUGGAAAGAAUCUCUUAGUGAACUUUCCGGAGGUCAGAGGUCCCUGAUCGCCUUAUCGCUUAUAUUAGCUAUGUUGCGGUUUAAGCCCGCGCCUCUUUACAUCUUGGACGAGGUUGAUGCAGCCCUAGAUUUAUCGCAUACUCAAAAUAUAGGAACUAUGUUGAAGCGACACUUUACAAAAUCUCAGUUCAUAAUAGUAUCGUUGAAAGAUGGGAUGUUUAACAACGCAAACGUUUUAUUCAGAACUAAAUUUGUCGACGGAUUUUCAGCUGUUACAAAAACAGUUAACACAAACCGAAAGAAGUGAAGUCCACAACAUUAUAGAGUUUGAAAAAAGGAGAUAUCAGCAUCUGGUAUGCUGUGCUUAAGAAUAGGGAAUAACUAUUCAAAUCUCUUGGAGUCCCUGGUAAAUUAUUGAUAGACGAAUACUUAAAAGGUGGUCAAUUAAUUUCCUGAAUUUUUUUACGAGCAUAUUCUGCAGCGGCCCAUCUCAUGUAGGUAUAUUUUUUUAUUCGUAUAUAAGCAUUAGUCAUUUAAACUUGACUGGAUACGAAAUCUGAACGCGGUUUGUGAAAAUUAGGUUUCUAUUAUGCAGAAUGUUAUAAUAAAGAAAAGAAAAUUUAGCAGGAGAGAAAAUAAAUUAGAUAUAGCAGAAUAGUGGAUAAUGACUGUAAUGACUGGAGUUGUACAUUUUCAGGAAAAUAAAUCUCGUCUUUUCUAUUA
Athalia rosae (coleseed sawfly) is the source of this 4677-nucleotide messenger RNA. It is a transcript of the gene SMC2, whose product is annotated as structural maintenance of chromosomes protein 2. The coding region runs from base 725 to 4261 and encodes 1178 amino acids. Gene Ontology annotation, molecular function: ATP hydrolysis activity; protein binding; ATP binding. The transcript is spliced from 8 exons. The record is from RefSeq and is a predicted model, not a curated record. Gene Ontology annotation, cellular component: chromosome. Gene Ontology annotation, biological process: chromosome organization. NCBI's taxonomy places the organism in Eukaryota, Metazoa, Arthropoda, Insecta, Hymenoptera, Athaliidae.